AUGGCGCAUAACGAAGUGGACCUGCUGGCCCUCCUCGAUAACGACCUCGAUACGGCCGCAUUCGUUUCCGCCACGCAGACCCCCUCCCCGCUGUCCGAACUGUGCAGCCGCACCAUCUUCGACCAGGCCGCCGCCGUCUUUGUCUCCGUGGUGGCUGACGGCGACGACGAUGGCGCAGGCCUACUUCUCCCCGAGGAGCUGGCCGACGAGCUCCUCGCCUUCGCGCUCCGGCGGCUGUGCCGGGGCGUGGUCGAGCUGUCGGGCCAGCCCUACCGGCUGACGCGGCUCGGCGCCAUGCUCGGCUGGCCGCACGGGCCGACCAACCUGCGCCGCGUCAGCCUCCACCGCAUGAGCCUGGCCUUCCAGUUCGAGCUGCGCGGGCAGCCGCUACUCGAGGAGCUCGAGCUCGUGGACACGGCCGUCACCCGGCUCGUGCUGGCCGACUGCCCGCGCCUCCGCCGGCUCCAGGUCCAGUCGCGCGGCCUCGAGUCCCUCUGCAUCGACGACCGCUGUACGGCCAUCGAGGCCUUCGACGUGACCUCCCUACGACCCGUGGACGAAGCGGUGGCGCGGGUGGUGGCCGGCUGUCCCAACCUGCGCGUGCUCAGGAGCUACGUGCAGCGGCCCGACCACUUGCGACACUUGCGCGGGCAGGAGAGGCCGCUCGAGGUGGUGCGUGUGGAGCUGGAGGGCCGCGAGUCGCAGCUCGAGGAGCUGGCGCUGCACCGAAGCGAGAUCGGUGCCCUCCUCCUGACCGGCGGCUGCCCCCGCCUGACGCAGCUCGAACUGCGCGACUGCGGCCGACUGCGCGAUCCACACGACGUUGAAGGCGACGAAGACGAACAUGAUGACGGUCGCGAUGAUCAUCAACACCACCUCCAGCGCAAGCCGUCCGUGACCGUCGAGAACGCGUCAAAUCUGAUCGAACUCGAAGUGCGCGACGUCAACGCCCACUACGCCGAGUCGCGUUGGCGCACGAUCUGCAUGGUCCACCGCCGGCCCGGCGCCAUCGAGCCGCGGGCGAGCCGAAUCGCGCAGCUGCUCCAGCGCGCCGGGGCCGCCGAGCUCCGGUCGCUCACCGUCGAACUCACCGGCCCGGUCGACGGCUUCGUGCUGGACCAAUCGAGGGCGCUGCCAGCCCUCAAGCUUCUGUCGCUCGCCGGCCGGCCGCUGCGCAACGUGACGCUGGCCAACCUGUGGGGCCUGACCUGCGUGCGGCUGGUGGACCACGACCGCUGGUCGGCGACGGGUGACGUCAGCAGCGAUGACGUCAUCAGCGAUGGGCGAGUGUCGAUCGAGUCGGCGCACCUGUACGCCCUCAAGCUGGACUCCGUGCGAGUGCGCGAGCUGCGCCUGGCGUGCCCCCGGCUCCACUCGCUCGAGCUCUGGGGCACCCGCCUCCCUCCGCCGGCCGAGCUCGAGCGCUGGCGCGCGGACCUGCCGCGCCUGGCCGUGGUCCAGUUCGCGGGCAUGUCCGACGUCGACGCCAGCCAGGCCUUCCCGCAGGCCUCGUUCGUCCGGCGUGCCAACAGACCACCGCAGUGGGGCCGUACCGUUAGUGUCCUGCAGCACCUCGCUGGCGGAUUCGCCCAAGUGCAGCACUUCACCGGCUAA
Molecule: messenger RNA, 1614 nt
Organism: Acanthamoeba castellanii str. Neff
Lineage: Eukaryota; Discosea; Longamoebia; Acanthamoebidae
Exons: 5
Coding region: 1-1614 (537 amino acids)
Source: RefSeq, a predicted model, not a curated record